GUCAGGAGCGCACCAGAGGCCGGACGGUGGCGGGAUCCCACGUCUGGACUGGACCCUGCUGACUGAGCCGAGCGCGGCAGGGGCGGUGAGGGCGGCGCGGCCCCGGCUCCCCGCCCGGUCGUAGAGACGCGCAGGGACCAGCGGGCAGCCGGCGGCGCAGGCACGAUGGGGAACCGGGAGAUGGAGGAGCUGAUCCCUCUGGUGAACCGUCUGCAGGACGCCUUUUCCGCGCUGGGACAGAGCUGCCUGCUGGAGCUGCCGCAGAUCGCAGUGGUGGGCGGCCAGAGCGCCGGCAAGAGCUCGGUGCUCGAGAACUUCGUGGGCAGGGACUUUCUCCCUCGAGGGUCAGGCAUUGUAACGAGAAGACCUCUUGUGCUGCAGCUUGUUACUUCCAAAGCAGAAUAUGCUGAAUUUCUACAUUGCAAAGGAAAAAAAUUUACAGAUUUUGAUGAAGUUCGCCAUGAGAUUGAAGCAGAAACAGAUCGAGUAACCGGAAUGAAUAAAGGCAUUUCCUCCAUACCCAUUAAUUUACGAGUCUGUUCCCCACAUGUGUUAAAUCUAACCCUUAUCGACCUGCCUGGAAUUACUAAAGUGCCUGUGGGAGAUCAGCCACCAGAUAUUGAGUACCAGAUCAGAGAAAUGAUUAUGCAGUUCAUCACCCGGGAGAACUGUCUGAUUUUGGCUGUUACCCCAGCCAACACCGAUCUUGCAAACUCAGAUGCAUUAAAGCUAGCUAAAGAAGUUGAUCCUCAAGGUCUAAGAACCAUUGGAGUUAUCACCAAACUUGAUCUUAUGGAUGAAGGAACAGAUGCCAGGGAUGUUCUGGAGAAUAAGCUGCUGCCGCUUCGCAGGGGUUACGUGGGGGUGGUAAACAGGAGCCAGAAGGACAUAGAUGGGAAGAAGGACAUAAAGGCUGCCAUGUUAGCAGAAAGGAAAUUUUUUCUUUCACACCCGGCUUACAGACAUAUUGCUGAUCGGAUGGGGACCCCACACCUUCAGAAGGUCCUUAAUCAGCAACUUACCAACCACAUUCGAGACACCCUGCCCAACUUCAGGAACAAACUGCAGGGACAGUUGCUGUCCAUAGAACAUGAAGUAGAAGCCUACAAAAACUUCAAGCCAGAAGACCCCACCAGGAAGACCAAAGCAUUGCUGCAGAUGGUUCAGCAAUUUGCUGUGGACUUUGAGAAGAGAAUUGAAGGGUCAGGGGAUCAAGUAGAUACCCUGGAGCUCUCAGGGGGUGCUAAAAUCAAUCGUAUUUUCCAUGAACGCUUUCCUUUUGAGAUAGUAAAGAUGGAGUUCAAUGAGAAAGAACUGCGAAGAGAAAUAAGCUAUGCAAUCAAAAACAUACAUGGUAUCAGGACAGGGUUGUUUACUCCAGACAUGGCAUUCGAAGCAAUAGUCAAAAAACAAAUUGUAAAGCUGAAAGGGCCUUCCUUGAAGAGUGUAGAUCUGGUAAUACAAGAAUUGAUCAACACUGUCAAGAAGUGUACCAAAAAACUGGCAAACUUCCCCAGACUCUGUGAGGAAACGGAAAGGAUCGUUGCUAACCACAUUCGUGAGCGAGAAGGGAAAACAAAGGACCAGGUCCUGCUGUUGAUCGACAUCCAAGUCUCCUACAUCAACACCAACCACGAAGAUUUCAUUGGCUUCGCAAAUGCUCAGCAGAGGAGCAGUCAGGUUCACAAGAAAAACACAAUUGGAAAUCAGGGAACCAAUCUUCCGCCUUCAAGGCAAAUUGUGAUUCGCAAGGGAUGGCUAACCAUCAGCAACAUUGGCAUCAUGAAAGGAGGCUCUAAGGGAUACUGGUUCGUCCUUACUGCUGAAAGCUUGUCCUGGUACAAAGAUGAUGAGGAAAAAGAAAAGAAGUAUAUGCUUCCCUUGGACAACCUGAAAGUUAGAGAUGUGGAAAAAAGCUUUAUGUCUAGCAAGCACAUCUUUGCACUCUUUAAUACAGAGCAAAGGAAUGUAUACAAAGACUAUCGUUUCCUUGAGCUGGCAUGUGAUUCACAGGAGGAUGUAGACAGCUGGAAGGCAUCUCUACUAAGAGCUGGGGUUUAUCCCGAUAAAUCUUUAACUGAAAAUGAUGAGAAUGGUCAAGCAGAAAACUUUUCCAUGGACCCACAGUUGGAGAGGCAAGUGGAGACCAUUCGCAACCUCGUAGACUCCUACAUGUCUAUUAUCAACAAAUGUAUCCGAGACCUAAUUCCAAAAACGAUAAUGCACCUUAUGAUCAAUAAUGUGAAAGAUUUCAUAAAUUCCGAGCUCCUAGCACAAUUAUAUUCUUCUGAGGACCAAAAUACUCUGAUGGAGGAAUCUGCAGAACAGGCUCAGCGCCGGGAUGAGAUGCUUCGGAUGUACCAAGCCCUUAAAGAAGCCCUCGUCGUCAUCGGCGACAUCAACACAGCCACAACAUUCACGCCUGCACCGCCGCCCGUGGAUGACUCCUGGAUCCAGCAUUCCCGCAGGUCCCCCCCUCCAAGCCCCACCACCCAGAGGAGGCCCACGCUGAGCGCUCCCCUCCCGAGGCCCACGUCUGGUCGGGGGCCUGCGCCUGCCGUCCCCUCCCCAGGACCCCACUCGGGGGCACCCCCAGUGCCGUUCAGGCCCGGCCCCUUACCUCCUUUCCCCAACAGCAGCGACUCGUUCGGGGCGCCUCCGCAGGUUCCUUCUCGGCCCACCAGGGCCCCUCCCAGCGUACCAAGGCUUUCCUGAUAAAUCCUGAGCCUUACUAUGGGAUAGCCAUAUUUAAAGAAUGGGACCUGGAAUAGAAAGAAAAUAUGCCCUGGUUUAAGAGCAGAGCUCACACUCCUACGGAUGGACAACAUCAGUCUCUUUCCAGGUCAUUCGAGAAAAUAGUAUUAAGACAUCAAGUUUUAAAGCAAAUUGGCAAAUUCUAACAUUCUAAAAUUUAUAAGAGCAGCUUAGCCUGGGGGUUAAUAGUUCAGUCUUGAGGCUGACUUUUGGACUACCUAGGACUAGAUGAUUAGCACAUAGGAAACAGCCAGAAGCCAACUGGAAUUUUGUCUGCUAACUGUUCCCAGACAGCAGACCAAGUAUUCACUGCAUAGUUGCGUCCCACGACACCAUUUCAUAUUCUACAGAAGUAAAUCAGGUUUAACCAACUGAAAUGUCUCCCUUUGAAAGCAGCAAACAUGAUUUGUAUGUUAACUUUAAUUUCCUGUGUAGUUUAUACCCAAAGCAGACACCCAUAAAGUAUGAAGUAAAAACUUUUAACCGUUAUUAAAAAGAGAACUUGCCAAGUUGAAUGGCAUUGUUUUGAACUUAUUCUAAAGGGUUAAAACUAGCCCACAUAGGCAAAACUCAGAGAAUACAAGAUUUACAAAAAAGGGCAUUUCAACUUUUAAAUUACAAGUGAUUAUAUAAAGAACGCCACCCUAAAUCACCACCCUAAAUCUUCUCGCAUCUUUUUUUUCCUCAUGGGAAAAAUUAACUCUUUGUGAAUGGAACAGGUGUGCAAGAUACACACUGUAUUUUUAAAAUAGUGUUGCAGCUAAGUGGAAAUAUGCUAAGUAAAAACUAUGGAAGCAUCCAUAGUAAAAUGAAUAGUCUACAGUGAGAUCUUUUCACAAAAUUUCCUCUUUUUAGGAUUCCCUUUGCUUCUUCCUUUGAAUUCUCUAAAAUAGGCAUCUAACAGAUUAUAUACUUUAGGGUUUGGCUUUGUGCUAUAUGUGGUUUUGCGUUUUGCUGUAUUUCAAAAAUUUCCUUUGGUUACAGGAAAAUAUUGUGGAUAACCACUGAUGUGUUCUUAGAUCAGCACAAACCAUGUCAAAGAAAAUUGGAAAUUUUUUUCCAAGUUUCUUUGCACUGAUUUUAUGUGUCGUAAACAAUGGCAUUUGUCACCUUUGGCUUUUGCUCUCAGAUUAUAACCCCACAGUUUCACUGUCCCAAUUGUCUCUUCUUGUGUGUAUAUUUUUGUUUUAUUUUACUUCUAAGUUUUUUCUAAUAGAAUCCAGCCUCCCCUGGGAUGUCAGCAGUCGUGUUGCAGGAUAUUUUCAGUUUACUGCAGUACUGUGUCAUAUGAUUAGUAUAAAUCCCAUUUCUCAAAGGGUUUGCAUCCUGCUAAAAGGAGAUGUCAAUGUAAAUGAAGUCAGAAGCUCUAGGGUGUGCAGAGUUUGAAGUACAGCGUUCAUAUCAGGCCUUAAUGUCACUUAAUGAGCUUUCUAAGUGUUUCCCAUACACUUCAGAUCUUUUGUGUAACUUCCUCCUGAUUGCUCUGAUGUUGUCUACACAACAGAUGUAGCUCCAUCAUGUCUAGUAUAAUAAAACAUACCGUGUUUUUAGGAUUUGGAAAAAUAAACUGUAUAUGUUCAUUUGAUGGGUAAAUCUAUUUUGUUGUCCCAUGCUAAAUCUUGCAUGCUUAUUGACUAAUUGGAAUAGCCAUUUACUCAAUUGUGGACAGAUGUUUGAAAUAGUAUUGAUUUAGAACAGAUAUAUUGCAUUUCCAGAAAUCAUCUACCAAGAUUACUCCUCUGAUUAUUGCUUUUAGCUGUGUUUUGUAACAUAGAUGAGCAGUAGGGUCUGUUUAGGUAGCAAAUUGCCUACUUGUUCAAAUACAAACACUCUAUUCCAAAACAUUAUAAUAAAACCAAGUUCCUGUGAUAUAACUAUAAGCCUUCUGACCUUAGAAUUAAAGAGUAGUCAUAUAGAUUCAUUUUACAACUUUUUAGUAUAGACUGUAGCCAUAAUUCUCAACUAUGAAAUGGGACCUAAUACCAGUAUGUGAUAAAUGUUGAUGUUUUCUGUGUACACACAUUUUCUAUGCAUGUGUCUCUGUGUAUACAGCAUAUACAUAGUAAAUUUGUUUGUGUAGGUACAUGUAUUUUGUGCCCCUUUGAGUAAGUAGGUUUAAAAUCACUUGUUAAAAUGCCAUGAGCAUGAGUGUGAUUGUAUAUAUGUGUAUAUGUAUGGGUGUAAAUAUGUAUACAUGUGCUUCAUAUGUGUGAGUAUAUUUUUUAAACUGUGCUAAUACAAGAGUUAGCUUUAGAGUAUUUGCCAUAAUAUGUGAUAAAAGUGGUUCAUUUCUCAUAACAUACCUGAGGUGUACAAAAUUUUCUCCAGAUUGUAUUCAUUCUGAGAGGCACAAGACUCAGAAUUUCCAUGACAACUUGAUAGAGUAACAUCUACAGGCAUUUACAUCUAAAUUCACAGCAUUGCUAUCAAAGAAGAAAUUAUCUUUGCCAAUAUAGCUAGCUCAUAGUCAGUUUAAGAUCCAGAAACCUACCUUUAAACUCUCUGAUUAGAAUUAUAAAUUAUUCUUAGAUUGCUGAGCUGAAUCUUAAAAAAGCUAAGUUGGUCUACAUAGUCAUUUUUUUUCUCUGUGGUAAAUGUCAAAAAAUAAAGUAGAGAGAUAUAGCAGUAUAAUAUAAGUGAUGGAUGUUUUUGAGUAAAUUUGCCUAAAAUGCAAGGAAGAAGUUACGUAAUACCUCAGAGGCAGGUCAUCCAUCCACUUUUUCAGGUAAACAUUUUUCAUUUGUCAAACAAUAUAAUUAUUUGAAAUUGACAGGAAUCUCCUUAACGUUGAGAAUAAAACUUAAAUAGUAGGUCCCUGAACUAUGGAACUCGAUGAAAGAAAAUAUUUGAGACUCAAGCCAUGAGUUUUAUAUCAUUUCACCAAGAGGACUGCAAGCUGUGAGCUCAGAGCUUAAUGUGAAUGAAGCUAGAUGGUUUCCGAGAAUCAAUUAUUAGUUCACUUGAUCCUUCAUUCCCUUCUUAAAAGCUCGUGUGUCUUCUAGAUAAUCUUCAGUCAUCCUGUCUAAUUGGUAUGUUUAACAUUAUGUGGUAUGCUAUAUUGUGAAAUUUUAAGAGUAUUUUGAAGCAUAUAUAGUAUAUGCAUUGCUAUUUGUAUAUAUGUGUAAGAAUGUAUGUACGUAUGAGAGCAAGAAAGAGGAAACUCAAGGAAGAGUCUCCUGUUUGUCUUAAGACCUGUUCAUACUGGUAUAUUGGUGAGACUCUCUGGUCUGAGGUUUCACACAUGGCUCAGCUCAAGGCUUUAUUUCUUUUUAAUUUUUACCCUCAAAUUCCUUACUAUAAUGUUUUUUAAAUUAUGAUAAAAUUACUGUCUAAUCUCUUGCAUUGUCUGUUGCCAGUUUGAUAAAAAUGAUUCCUUCCAAUCAGAAAUUCCACCAUUACUUGAUUUGUGUUUAAUUUCACAUGUACAGCCUUUGUUUUGCUUACCUAUGUUUCUUUUCUCUCCCUUUUCUGAAUUAAACUCCUCUUUUGCUUUUUUAUAUUAAGAAGCAAUGUACAGAAGCAAAAUCUUACCUUCUCUGUUGAUUCUUUAAUUAAUUUGAGCCAGAAUACUUUCCGCUGUCCUCUUGGCACUUUCAGGAUUUCUUAAUGCUGAUAUAUGGAUGGACUCUGUGAAUGGAAUUUUUGAAGCAAGCUCCUAAAGCCUGUAUCAUUCUUGAAGGUCACGUGUACCUAUUGUGAAAAUGUGAAGCUGUAUUUCUGAACUUGAAAUAAAUGACAUUUGAAGGA
Hippopotamus amphibius kiboko is the source of this 6501-nucleotide messenger RNA. It is a transcript of the gene DNM3, whose product is annotated as dynamin 3. Gene Ontology annotation, biological process: nucleosome assembly. Gene Ontology annotation, molecular function: GTPase activity; GTP binding; chromatin binding. Bases 166 to 2715 code for a protein of 849 amino acids. Lineage: Eukaryota; Metazoa; Chordata; Mammalia; Artiodactyla; Hippopotamidae. The transcript is spliced from 21 exons. Gene Ontology annotation, cellular component: membrane; microtubule; chromatin. The record is from RefSeq and is a predicted model, not a curated record.